UCACCUCGCACAAUCGCGCAACCUGCAACCACGCCCAACUCUCACUCCAUCACAACUCCCCAAGCAUCCAUGUCAGAAGCCGAUCAGCUCCUUGCAAAAGCCAACAAGAAGGCCAACUCUAGCGGUGGACUUGGCUGGUUCAGCGGCGGCAGUACCUCUAAAUAUGAGGAAGCCGCUGAACUCUACCAAGAAGCAGCCAACCAAUUCCGUCUUGCUAAACGACUUCGUGAUGCUGGCGCUGCUUUUGAGAAAGCUGCAGAGAUGCAAUUGAAGACGGAUGAGGCGGAUAAUGCUGCCAAUACGUAUGUCGAGGCUUCGAAAUGCUACAAGAAGGAAGAUCCAUCAAAAUGCAUUCAAGUCCUUGAAUCAGCCAUCGAGCGAUUCACGCGUCGCGGCAAUUUCAGACGCGCUGCAACGUAUCGGCAGCAGGUGGGAGAGAUUUAUGAGCUUGAGUUGGUUGAUGCGCCCAAAGCUAUGGAAGCGUACGAACAGGCUGGUGAGUGGCUUGCCAAUGACAAUGCCGAGUCGCAGGCCAAUAAGAUGUUUUUGAAGGUUGCAGAGAUUGCUGCACUUGAGGGGGACUAUAAUCGUGCUACAGAUCGUUUCGAGGCGGUGGCGACGCACAGUGUCACCAACAGUCUGACGAAAUGGAGUGUCAAGGAUUACUACCUCAGAGCAGGCAUCUGCCACUUGUGCAAAAACGACAGCGUUGCCAUCAAGCGAGCUAUCGAGCAGUACGCUGCGCAAGACAUGACAUUUGCAUCGACGCGCGAGUUUCAGCUUCUCAAUGAGUUGGCUGGCGAUGUCGAGGCCGGCGACGCAGAUGAGUUUUCCAAUCAUGUGUUUGUGUUUGAUCAAGUGAGUAAGCUGGACAAGUGGAAGACAACACUUCUCUUGCGUAUCAAGAACCAGAUGAAUGAGGAACCAGACUUGACUUGAAGUCAAUCACAUAGGAGCCUAUUCAGGGCAGCAAAAAUGAACGCAAUGAAUCA
This is a messenger RNA of Protomyces lactucae-debilis, 992 nucleotides long. Its product is annotated as soluble NSF attachment protein. Gene Ontology annotation, cellular component: SNARE complex; vacuolar membrane. The record is from RefSeq and is a predicted model, not a curated record. Gene Ontology annotation, biological process: intracellular protein transport; SNARE complex disassembly. Gene Ontology annotation, molecular function: soluble NSF attachment protein activity; syntaxin binding. The coding region runs from base 70 to 939 and encodes 289 amino acids. Lineage: Eukaryota; Fungi; Ascomycota; Taphrinomycetes; Taphrinales; Protomycetaceae. The transcript has a single exon.